This is a messenger RNA of Mangifera indica (mango), 2662 nucleotides long. Its product is annotated as disease resistance-like protein DSC1. Gene Ontology annotation, biological process: defense response. Bases 51 to 2639 code for a protein of 862 amino acids. The transcript has 4 exons. Lineage: Eukaryota; Viridiplantae; Streptophyta; Magnoliopsida; Sapindales; Anacardiaceae. The record is from RefSeq and is a predicted model, not a curated record. Gene Ontology annotation, molecular function: ADP binding; protein binding.
AGACAAGUACUUCGAAGUUGUGGAGUGGAUGACAUAUAUAUAUAUAUGAGAUGAGGGGGUUGCCUGAGGAUGAAGCUCUCCAGCUUUUUAGUUGGUACGCUUUUAAGCAAAGUAAUCCUAACAAAGAUUAUGAUGACCUAUCAAAAAGGGUUGUAAAAUAUGUUGAAGGUGUUCCAUUAGCUCUAAAAGUGUUGGGCUGCCAUUUACUUGGUAAGUCAAAACAAAUAUGGGAAAGUGCAAUAAAUAGAUUAGAAAUAAUUUCUCAUAAGGAUAUUCAAAAUGUACUAAAAGUUUCUUACGAGGGACUCAGUGAUGAUGAACGAAAUAUAUUUCUAGAUAUUGCCUGUUUCCUUAAGUUGGAGAAUAUAGAAUUUGUGAUGGACUUUUUGAAUGCUUGUUACUUGGAGGUUGAAAGCCAAGUAAGUGUUCUCAAAGACAAGUGUCUCAUGACCGUAUCAAGAAAUAAUAAGGUAACAAUGCAUAAAUUGCUUCAAGAUAUGGGAAGGGAAAUUGUCCGACAAGAAUCCCCAAGCAAUCCUGGUAUACGUAGCCGUUUAUGGAACCAUAUAGAUAUCGAUAAUGUAUUGAAGGAAAACAAGAUGUCUAAUGCAAUCGAAGGCAUAUGUUUAGACAUGUCUAUGCAAACAAAGAUCAUAUACUUACAACCUUCUUCUUUUGGAGUGAUGGAUCAACUGAGAUUCUUUAAACUACAUAACUCAGUGAAUAAUAUCAAUAAGGUGUAUGUUUCCCACGGGCUUAGUUCUAUUUCCUCUGAGCUACGAUACAUAUGUUGGUAUGGAUGUCCAUUGAAAUCAUUGCAGCCAAAUUUUCUGUCAGAGAACCUUGUUGCACUUGACAUGCCUCAUAGCCAUAUUGAACAACUUUGGUCAAGUGUUCAGCUUGAUAAUUUGAAACAUAUUGAUCUAAGUUUUUCUAAACAUCUGAGAAGCCAAGAUCUCUCAUUGACUCCAAAUGUUAAAAUUUUGGUUCUGGAAGGUUGUACAAGUUUACAUGAGAUUUCCUCGUCUAUUCACGGUUGCAAAUACGAGCUUCAUAUGUUAAAUCUAAGGCACUGCAGAAGCCUUGAGAGUCUUCCAACAGACAUUCAUGUAGCAUCUUUCGAAAAAGUUAUCUUUUCUGGAUGUUCGAAACUCAAGCAAUUUCCACAGGCCUCGUGGGAUAUGAAAGAGAUUUAUUUAGAUGAAACUGCAAUCGAGGAUUUGCCCUCAUCAAUAGAGAAUUUAUCCAGACUAGUUAUAUUAAAUCUUGAGGACUGCUCAAUGCUUCAGAGGCUCCCGAGCAGUAUCUACCAGUUGAAAUCUCUUCAAUAUCUCAAUCUCUCGGGGUGUUUAAAACUUGAUGGAUUGCCUGAUAAAUUGGGAAAUUUAGAAGCUUUGAGGGUGCUUAAAGCAGAGAGGGUGGCUACAAGAGAAGUACCAACAUCCAUUCUAAAUUUAAGAUGUCUAGAAGAGUUAGAUCUGACCAACUGUAGUAUUGUGAAGUUGCCGAACAAUCUUGGUCAGUUAUCAUCGCUAAAAAGUUUACUUCUUGGCAGAAACUUCUUUGACAGCAUUCCAGAAAGUAUAGAACAGUUGUCUGAAUUAUCUUAUCUUGAUGUUAGCUAUUGCGAGAGGCUUCAAAUCCUGCCAAAGCUUCCGAGCAAACUGGACAAUAUAAAUGCAAACAAUUGCAUAUCAUUGGAAGAACCACUAAGUUUACGAGAUCUUCUGAAAAGAGAUUUUUCUCCCAGCAUAAGAUUUAACUUCAGCAAUUGUUUCAAACUGAAUCAAAAUUCCUGCAGUAAAAUUAUGAGACAAUUUCAAAUGUCAGCGAAUCUUCAAAUUUUAAGGGGAUUGGGACAGGAAAUUUUUCUAGAAACUGAUAGAAGUUAUUUCUGUUUUCCGGGAAGUGAAAUUCCAGAAUGGUUUACCUUGCGUGCUAAAGGUUCUUCUGUAUGGUAUCCAUGGCCAAAUUUUUGCAGUAGUGACGUGACUUCUCUUCUUAUCUGUGUUGUGGUGGGGUUUCGAGACUAUAAUAAAGACCAAGGUUUGGCGAUUGGCUUGGACUGGUUGCUCCAGAGAGAACAUGGAGCAGAAGUAGUUAUCCAUGGAACUUGGAGUGUAUGGGACAAUGGUACUGGACCCGACUAUCUGGAAUCAGAUCACGUAUUCCUGGGAUUUAAUCAUACUUUCAAGUUCGAUGAUCUACUUUUACCCAGAGAUGAAAGAUAUCAUGGCAUAGGCAUCCGAUUUCACGUUCAGAAUUCAUAUGCUGAAAGACUACACUACUGCAACGUAAGGAAGUGUGGAUUUUUUGGUCGAGAUCUGAAUCCACUCAGGGUAAAUAAGUUACCAUUGCUUUUUCCCUUUUACUGUGUUAUCUAUCUUUUUAAGAUCUUAUUUUACUUCGAUUCUCGGGUAUAUGUGCCACAUGUUUAUCUUUCUUUAUUUCAUCUAACCAUUACCAAUGCCAUUUGUCAUUGGUUUUCAUUUGUUAUACUUCACUUACGAUCUAGGCCAAAUGUUCCACAAACAAAUUCUCUUCUUAUUCAUAUAACAUUGAUUCAAUGUAAAUUAGAAUCUUCCCCUAUUCUAAUUUCACUUACACUUGAUGGAGAAAAAUUUUGUGAUAAAUAUUAGUUUGUUAUCAAUUUUCUCACUUA